GCAUGCCCUAUAGGCUAUUGAAAUCAACAUAUGAUAAAAACACUACUGUAUUUCAACAUCUAAAAUGAGCAUAUGAUAAGCUUGAACAAUUUCUUCCAACAAAUAACAAUGACGAAAGUGGUUGCAUUUGUGCUAUUGUACUCUUUAUCCAUCUUGGACAUCAGUUCAGGACAAGUUUCUGGAUCGUGUGACUUGGGACCGAGGCUAUACUGCUAUUGUUCAUACGUAGAAUCUGUUGGACGAUAUUCCGUGGACUGUUCAGGACUGAGGUUCAAUGGCUUUCCCAUUGGGACUCUCGAGAUCGUUAAUCCAGGAGGUCGUGAUGUCUACCGGAUUUCGUUUAGGGACAGUGGUGUAACGGACAUUUUUGAAAAUGCAUUUGACGCGAUGCCGAAUUUAUUUUCUUUAGAUCUAAGAAACAACCAAAUUACGACUUUCCCAGCUAACGCUUUGAAGAGUCUAACGCUUGUUCAAGAAAUGGACGUUGCCUAUAACAGGCUCACUGAAAUACCAAACGGUGCACUUGAUCAUAUGACAAGUCUUAGGGACUUCGAUGGACGAGGAAAUAGAUUAAUUACGGUGGGUGAAACAGCUUUUGCUGGACAAAGCACUUCGUUGCAAGAAAUAGAUCUGGCCUAUAACCAGCUACCCGGAAUUCCCGAUGCUUUGAAAUCCCUCUCUGCACUUCAAAUCCUUGAUUUGAGUUAUAACACAUUUUCCCCUUCCAGCCUCCCGAGUGGUAUUUUCAACAACAUGAAUGCAUUGACAAGUCUCAAUUUGCAGAGGACUCUUAUCCUGAAUAUAGAUCCGCAAGCUUAUGUAGGACUUGAAUCAAGCGUGGACCGAAUUGUAGUCGCCAACAACAACCUGACCACACUCGAGAGGUGUACAUUCGAGAAACUCACUGCCCUGACCACAUUAUGGGUAGAUUCCAAUCCAUUUGUAUGUGGGUGUGAACUGGCUUGGUUAGAACGAUUUUUUGCCUCGUGGCCUGUGUGGAGACAGGCAAGGUGUCGACCAGUGUCUGGUGGAAGUGAAGUCAACAUUACGGACUUCGUUUUUCAAAAUUGUAGUGGCUAUCAACCACCUGCUUGUCCAUAAUUAGCCCCUUGGAUGGCGUCGAAAACGUGAAAUCGUUAAAAGAUAAUGGCUUUAGAAUUAUUUUAAAAUUAUGUUAAGUAAUUGUAUAAUUUGAAGCAGUGAGAUUAUAGUGUAGUUAAUUGUAUAUUUUGAGGCACUGUUCACGUUGCAUGCAUUUUCGUAGCAACAAGUUGUACACGUCCAACUUGAAAGGGAUUUGUCACAUGGUGAGGAUAUCCUGGUUUCAUUCUGUUGAAGCUCACACGACCUCUCCUUUGAGCAUGUUUUUGUGAUCGACAGCUUUUCACUAACUUCUGGAAAAGAAAACAGCACCACAUAUACUCUAUCUACAAAUUGCAACCACGGAAUCAACAAAAACUACAUAAAGUAAAAGAAAAUUGAUCUUGGGAAUUUGUCCUUGAGUAG
Owenia fusiformis is the source of this 1506-nucleotide messenger RNA. The record is from the annotation of a GenBank genome assembly. Lineage: Eukaryota; Metazoa; Annelida; Polychaeta; Sabellida; Oweniidae.